Messenger RNA from Homalodisca vitripennis (glassy-winged sharpshooter), 558 nucleotides. Its product is annotated as LDLR chaperone boca-like. Gene Ontology annotation, biological process: protein folding. Lineage: Eukaryota; Metazoa; Arthropoda; Insecta; Hemiptera; Cicadellidae. The coding region runs from base 1 to 558 and encodes 185 amino acids. The transcript has 5 exons. The record is from RefSeq and is a predicted model, not a curated record.
AUGUCCGAACAGGCACCAUCCCCUCCCCCAAGCCGCAAUGUCGCGUCUCCAGAAGUUUUCGUUUUAGAAGCCACAGGAAAAAAAUCUAAUCCAGAAGAUAAGCCUGCAUGGGCAAAAAAGGAUAUAAGAGACUUCAGUGAUGCUGAUAUGGAAAGACUGCUUGACCAAUGGGAGGAAGAUGAGGAACCCCUUGAGCCUGACGAACUGCCAGAACACUUGCGACCUCAACCAAGUUUGGAUUUGUCCAAGAUGAAUCUGGAUUCCAACAAUCCAGAAGAACUCCUGAAGAUGACUAAGAAGGGGAGGACUCUGAUGGCAUUUGUAUCAAUUCUAGGGAACCCCACAAGAGAGGAGAGAGUGAAACAGCUGACAAAGCUGUGGCAAGGGAGUCUUUGGAACAAUCACAUACAGGCAGAGAGUCACCGGAUCAAGUCCAAUAAUCACAACCUCCUGAGCGAAGUGAUCAGAGAUGGCAGGAUUGAACACGACAUCGUCAACUAUCGGGUUGUUGGUGAUAACGUUGUCAAUGGCACAUACUCGUGUAGGAGAGUUCGCUGA